UAUUUCAAGAUCGUCUUGUUGGUGAUGAUGAACGACAAUGGACAGAAGAACAUAUUGAUUCUAUAGGACGUAAACAUUUUCCAAAUAUAGAUCAUUUAACAGCUUUACAACGACCAAUAUUAUAUUCAAAUUGGUUAUCAAAAGAUUAUUUACCAAUUGAACAAGAAAAAUUACGUGAAUAUGUACGUGCACGUUUAAAAAUUUUUUAUGAAGAAGAACUUGAUGUACAAUUAGUUUUAUUUAAUGAAGUACUUGAUCAUGUUUUACGUAUUGAUCGUGUUUUUCGUCAACCACAAGGACAUGUUUUAUUAAUUGGUGUUAGUGGUAGUGGUAAAACAACAUUAUCAAGAUUUGUUGCAUGGAUAAAUGGUUUACAUGUAUUUCAAAUAAAAGUUCAUAAUAAAUAUACAUCACAAGAUUUUGAUGAAGAUUUACGUAAUGUUUUAAGACGUAGUGGUUGUAAAGGAGAAAAAAUAGCAUUUAUAUUAGAUGAAUCAAAUAUGUUAGAUUCAUCAUUUCUUGAACGUAUGAAUACAUUAUUAGCAAAUGGUGAAGUACCAGGAUUAUUUGAAGGUGAUGAAUAUACAACAUUAAUGACACAAUGUAAAGAAGGUGCACAACGUGAUGGUUUAAUGUUAAAUUCACCUGAAGAAUUAUAUAAAUGGUUUACAAAUGAAGUUAUUAAAAAUUUACAUGUUGUUUUUACAAUGAAUCCAUCAUCAGAAGGUUUAAAAGAUCGUGCUGCAACAUCACCAGCUUUAUUUAAUCGUUGUGUUUUAAAUUGGAUGGGUGAUUGGUCAUUACAAGCACUUCAUCAAGUUGGAAAAGAAUUUACAAAUAGUAUUGAUUUAGAAUCAGCUUCAUCAUCAAAUAGUACACCAAAUGAUCGUGAAUCUGUUAUUCAAUCAUUUGUUUAUGUUCAUCAAACAUUACAACAAGUUAAUUUAAAAUUACAAAAAAAAGGUUCACGUACAGUUUUUAUAACACCACGUCAUUAUGUUGAUUUUAUAAAUCAUUUUGUUAAACUUUAUCAUGAAAAACGUGCUGGAUUAGAAGAUGAACAAUUACAUUUAAAUAAAGGUCUUGAUAAAAUAAAAGAAACAAUGAAAGAUGUUGAAGAAUUACAAAAAAGUUUAGCUAUUAAACGUAAUGAAUUAGAACAAAAAAAUACAGCUGCUAAUUUAAAAUUAAAAGAAAUGAUUAAAGAUCAACAAGAAGCUGAAAAACAAAAAAUAACAAGUCAAGAAUUACAAACACGUUUACAAGAACAAUUAAAAGAAAUUGCUAUAAAUAAACAACAAGUAACAAGUCAAUUAGAAAAUGUUGAACCAGCUGUUAUUGAAGCACAACAAGCUGUUAAAGGUAUAAAACGUCAACAUUUAGUUGAAAUACGUACAUUACCAAAUCCACCACCAUUAGUUAAAUUAGCAUUAGAAGCUAUUUGUUUAUUACUUGAUCAAGAAACAACUGAUUGGAAAACAAUACGUGGUGUUAUUAUGAAAGAUGAUUUUAUAAAUACAAUAAUACAAUUUAAAACAGAAAAUGUUCAAGAAGAUGUUAGAGAAAAAAUGCGUCAACGUUAUGUAUCAAAUCCUGAUUUUACAUAUGAAAAAGUUAAUCGUGCAUCACAAGCAUGUGGUCCUAUGGUUAAAUGGGCACGUGCACAACUUGAUUAUGCUGAUAUGUUACAUCAAGUUGAACCAUUAAGAAAUAAAUUACAACAAUUAGAAGAUGAUGCUAAUAUAAAUCGUGUUAAAGCUGAUGGAUUAAUUAAAUUAAUUGAUAAUUUAGAAAAAUCAAUAACACAAUAUAAAUUAGAAUAUGCUGAUUUAAUUGCACAAGCACAAGCUAUUAAAACUGAUUUAGUUAAUGUUGAAUCAAAAGUUCAACGUUCAGUUGCUUUACUUAAAUCAUUAUUUGCUGAACAACAACGUUGGGAAUUAACAAGUCAAUCAUUUUUAACACAAAUAUCAACUAUGGUUGGUGAUGUUUUAUUAUGUUCAGCAUUUAUGGCAUAUGCUGGUUAUUAUGAUCAAAUAACACGACAACAAUUAUUUAAAACAUGGGCAAAUCAUAUUGAACAAAAGAAAAUUAAUUUUCAUCAUCAAUUAGCACGUGUUGAAUAUUUAUCAAAUGCUGAUGAACGUUUAAGAUGGCAAGCUAAUUCAUUACCUGUUGAUGAUUUAUGUACAGAAAAUGCUAUUAUGCUUAAACGUUUUAAUCGUUUUCCAUUAAUUAUUGAUCCUAGUGGACAAGCAGCUGAAUUUAUUGUAAAUGCUUAUCAAGAUAAAAAAAUUACAAAAACAAGUUUUCUUGAUGAUUCAUUUCGAAAAAAUCUUGAAUCAGCACUUCGUUUUGGUAAUCCAUUAGUUGUUCAAGAUGUUGAACGUUAUGAUCCAAUAUUAAAUCCUGUACUUAAUCGUGAAGUACGUCGUACAGGUGGUCGUACAUUAAUAACAAUUGGUGAUCAAGAUAUUGAUUUAUCACCAGCAUUUAGUAUUUUUCUUUUUACACGUGAUCCAUCAGUUGAUUUUCCACCAGAUAUAUGUUCACGUGUAACAUUUGUUAAUUUUACUGUAACACGUGCAUCAUUACAAUCUCAAUGUUUAUCACAAGUAUUAAAAGUUGAACGACCUGAUGUUGAUGAAAAACGUCGUGAUUUAUUAAAAUUACAAGGUGAAUUUCAACAACGUUUAAGACAUUUAGAAAAAGAUUUAUUAGAAUCAUUAAAUAAUGUUAAAGGUCGUAUAUUAGAUGAUGAUACAAUUAUAUCACGUCUUGAAACAUUAAAACGUGAAGCAUUUGAUAUAACAAAAAAAGUUCAAGAAACUGAUCAAAUAAUGAAAGAAAUUGAAAAUGUAUCAAAACAAUAUUAUACAUUAUCAGUUGCAUGUUCAUCAAUUUAUUUUACUAUGGAAUCAUUAAAUCAAGUUCAUUUUCUUUAUCAAUAUUCAUUACAAUUUUUUUUUGAAAUAUUUAAUGCUACAUUAACAAAUAAUAAACAUUUAUUAAAUAAAACAGAUCCAUUAGAACGUUUACAAAUAAUAACAAAUGAUUUAUUUCAAAUAAUUUAUACACGUAUUGCACUUGGUAUGUUACAUGAAGAUCGUAUUGUACUUGGUUUAUUAUUAGUACGAAUUUAUUUAAAAUCAUUAAAUACGGAACCAAAUUAUGAUGAAGAAUAUGAUAUAUUAGUACGUGGUAGUAGUACAACAACAACAACAACAACAACAACAACAACAGCAACAACAAAUAAACAUGAUCAAAUAACAAUUGAAGGUUUAACACAACAACAAACAGAUUCAAUGAUUAAAUUAUCUAAAUUACCUGCAUUUAAAAAUCUUCAAUCACAAGUUUUAUCAAAUCCAGAUUUUCCUAAAUGGAUUGAAGAAAUUAAUCCUGAAUUAAAUGUACCACAUUUAUGGUCUGAAUUAACACCAUUAACAUCAAUUGGUAAAAUAUUUCAUCAAUUAUUAAUGAUACAAGUAUUUCGUCCUGAUCGUUUCUUAUCAGCUGCACGUAUAUUUGUAUCAAAUGUAUUUGGUGAAGGAUUUUUAGCAGCUGCUGAUCAAGUACUUGAUCUUGGUCCUAUUGUUGAAAAUGAAAUUGUUUCAAAUAAACCAAUAUUAAUGUGUUCUGUACCAGGUUAUGAUGCUAGUUCACGUGUUGAAGAUUUAGCUACGCAAACAAAUCAACAAUUAAUAUCAAUUGCUAUUGGUUCAGCUGAAGGAUUUAAUCAAGCUGAAAAUGCUAUUGCAUCUAGUGCACGACAAGGACGUUGGGUCUUAUUAAAAAAUGUACAUUUAGCACCACAAUGGUUAAUUACAUUAGAAAAACGUCUUCAUGCUAUGCCAGCACAUAAUCAAUUUCGUUUAUUUUUAUCAAUGGAAAUUCAUCCAAAAUUACCAUCUAAUUUAUUACGUAUGGGAAGAAUUUUUGUUUAUGAACCAGCACCGGGUAUUAAAGCUAAUUUAUUAAGAACAUUUUCAACAAUACCUUCAUUACGUAUGAAUAAAAUUCCAAAUGAACGUUCACGUCUAUAUUUUCUUCUUGCUUGGUUUCAUGCUGUUAUUCAAGAACGUCUUCGUUAUGUUCCACUUGGUUGGUCAAAACAUUAUGAAUUUACUGAAGCUGAUCUUAAAUGUGCAUUAGAUACAAUUGAUAUUUGGAUUGAUUUAAUUGCUAUGGGUCGUACAAAUCUUCCUAUUGAUAAAAUUCCAUGGGAAGCAUUACGUACACUUCUUUCUCAAUGUAUUUAUGGUGGUCGUAUUGAUAAUCCAUUUGAUCAACGUUUAUUAAAUGGUUUUCUAUCAAAAUUAUUUUCUUUAACAUCAUUAAAUACUGAUAUGAAAUUAAUUAUUGAAGAACAAGAUGAAAAAUUACAACAACCACUUGUUAUAACAAUGCCUGAUGGUGUUAAACGUGAACAAUUUAUAACAUGGAUUGAACAAACAUUACGUACAUUAAUACAACAACCAUCAUGGCUUGGUUUACCAAAUAAUGCUGAAAUUGUUUUAUUAACAACACGUGCACGUGAAACAUUAGCUAAAUUACUUAAAAUGUCAUCAAUUAUAACAAAUGAUGAUGAAGAUAUUACAGAAAAUAUUCCUAUUGAUCAAACAACAAUUGAUACAUCAAUACAAGGUAAACCACGUUCGGAUACAAGUGAUGGUCGACCAGUAUGGAUGAAACAAUUACAUAAUUCAUGUUUAACAUGGUUAAAAUUAUUACCAACAAAAGUUACAACAAUGCGACGUACAACAGAAAAUAUAAAAGAUCCAUUAUUUCGAUUUUUUGAACGAGAAGUUAAUACAGGUUCAAAAUUAUUAAGUGUUGUUCAAUCAGAUUUACGUGAUCUUAUUGCUGUUUGUGAAACAAAAAAGAAACAAACAAAUUAUCAUCGACAAUUAAUUAGUGAUUUAAUUAAAGGUGUUAUUCCACAAUCAUGGAAACGUUAUACAAUUCCAAAAAAUUUAACUGUUAUUCAAUGGAUAACAGAUUUUAGUGAUCGAGUUAAACAACUUGAAUCAAUAUCAAAAUUAGUUGCUGAUCAAGGAUUUAAAUCAUUAAAAUCAUGUCCUAUUUGGCUUGGUGGUUUAUUUACACCUGAAGCAUAUGUAACAGCAUCACGUCAAUGUGUUGCACAAACAAAUCAAUGGUCACUUGAAGAACUUGCUUUACAAGUUAUAGUACAAGAUUCAACUGAUCAACAACAACAAAUUCAAGAUGAUUGUACAUUUGCAAUACGUGGUCUUCGUUUACAAGGUGCAAAAUGUCGAUCAAAUAAACUUUCAUUAUCAUCAUCAAUAUCAACAGAACUUAAUUUAACAUUAUUUAAAUGGAUACGUUCAACAGAAAAGAAACAAACAAAUUCAAUGAUAACAUUACCUGUUUAUUUGAAUGCAACACGAAGUGAAUUAUUAUUUACAAUUGAACUUGAAUCAGCAGAUACGUCAUUAAAUGAAUUUGAUUAUUAUGAACGUGGUGUAGCUGUACUUACAUCAUCAAUUGCUUAA
Rotaria sordida is the source of this 5516-nucleotide messenger RNA. Lineage: Eukaryota; Metazoa; Rotifera; Eurotatoria; Philodinida; Philodinidae. The record is from the annotation of a GenBank genome assembly.